UCUUCGUCAAAAUCUAUUCUCGAGGUUUAAUUGAAAUGUUUGAUGAAGGCUGUGUUCGAGAAACAUUUGAAUGAAAAUUGAAAUUUUGGAAAUAUUUGCGUUGUAUCUAGUUUAAUGAUGCAUAAAUUAUAAAUUAAUGUGUGUUUUUUUUUCGUAUAAUCCUCCAGAACAUCUUUAUUUUCAUCAAUAUCAGUUGUAAAUAUCAAUCACAUAUCGAGCUACACGCUACACAUAACGACGAAUCGUCAUCGAAAAUUCCUAUAGGAAUCGAUGAAAUCACUAAUCCGACGAUGCGGUUGUACGAUUGAUAAAUUUCAUGCUGAAAGCACUGCGUGGAGUCUGAGAUAACACUGCCGAAAUGAGAUACAUUACUCUAAGCAAUGGAAAUAUCAAUUUUAUUUUUGUGUCGAUGUUUUUGAUAACAUUUGUAAUAUUACUCAUUACCGAAAUAACGUUAACGACUUACUAUAAAAAUCACACUUUACACAUACAAACCUACGCAAGCUCAGGGGAAACAGAAAAUUUUGAAGAAUACACGUCUUAUAAGAACACAAACACAUUACUUCCACGAGAUGCAGUCUGGCAGCCAGUUGCAGGAACCACGUAUAAAUUUUACGUCUAUUCCGCAUUUUUGGAUAAAAGAAGUAAACGACAGUGGGUGAUCAGAGUGAUAGGUGCAACAAGGACGAAAUUCCACGAUAAAGCGAUCUGCAUUUACCAUUUCAAAGACAGCCCUGAUGAACGAAUGCCUGCUAAAGUCACAGCAAUCCGAGAGAACUGGAAUUUACCGUACAGCGCUGCUUUCAUAAUAUGCAAUAUAAAUAAUAAUUCUCAUAUACCGUCUUCAGUUUCAAUAUCCAUUUAUAAUAAUCAGUACUCUACGUAUUCGGAUGCUAGCAAUAAUUUACUAGUUCAAAAUAAUCCGGAUUUAACUCUCGAUCAAAACAAAGACAAGAUUGCCGUCUGUGUCAAACCUAUUCAUUAUAACUAUGAUAAGACUGUUCAACUGCUCGAAUUUAUUGAACUUAAUCGUCUACUAGGAGCCAGCCAUUUCACUUUUUAUAAUUCGUCGUUGUCGCCUAAUACCAAUUGUAUUUUAAACCAUUACAUAAAACAAGGAACCGUAUCUGUACAUUCGUGGAAUCUAAAUAUUCAAUCACAAGUUGAAAUCCGAACCGAAGGCAUGUUCGCAGCACUGAACGAUUGUUUGUACAGAAAUAUGUAUUCGUAUCCUUACGUCGCGUUCAUCGAUUUAGAUGAAAUAAUCACACCUAAAUUCAAUAAGACUUUACAAGAUCUCUUAAAAUGGCUCAGCGUCCGUUACAAUACCAACCAAGUAUCAGCUUACUCCUUCCAAAAUGCGUUCUUCUACAUGCAAUGGAACGACGACUCCAACUCAAACAACGCCAACGAAAUUGAAAAAAAUUUACUAUCGAUAAGAAAAACCAGACGAUGUCAGAAGCUCAAUCCUCAUACGCAACGAUCAAAAUACAUAGCCAAAGUUAAAAACGUCGUCGAAGUUGGUAAUCAUUUCGUAUGGCAAUUUUUACCAUUUCAAAAUGCAUUGAAUGUACCUUCGAACGUGGCUCUUCUGCAUCACUAUCGAGUUUGCGAAUUUGGCGGAGACGACUGUGUUCAUUUACCUUCUGUGGUCGAUCGCACAUUGCAUUCGUACAGACGCGAUUUAACCUGUAAAAUUGCUGACAAAUGGCUCCGUUUGAAUGAUCAAUGUGGUCUACCAAAACUGGAAAAUUUCGAUUACGAUGAGAUUUGCAAAGCAUGAAGUGGCUAAGAUCAACGCGAAACGCCAAGAUAGUCUUUCUUGAAAAAAAAAGUACCUAAUCGAUUCCAGGAACGUGCGAAUGAUGACUGUGAAAUCAUGAUAGAUAUUGCAGGGAAGUUGUUGACCAACUUAUUACAAGUUUGAUCCUUCCAUUAUAGUCUUAAUGUAGGCCUAUCGAGUUUAUAUCUUUCGAAGCUUUUCGGUGCUCGAAUUUUUUAAAACCUUUUUCUAGCUUAGAUGUAUAAUUUACCUUGUAAGUAUUUUCAAAUGCUCAUUUUUUUCAAUCAAAACUACCAAGUUUUAUUAAAUUACGACGAUGAAUUAUUAUCUAUUAAAAUAGCUUCGGGGGACUGUGGUGUAGAUGCAGAGACCGCUUGAAGCACAAAAAGCAAUAAUAGGUAAAAAGAAACUCACGUGUGUUCAUUUGAUUUUUAGGUAGCCUAUCAGGUUCUGAGAAUAUGAGCCAAAAUUCUAUAAUUUCUUUUUAAAAUGAUUCAUGAGUGAGAAAAAUUCGCCUAAAAUAAGUCUACUUUUUAUUUGUUUUUGUAAAAAAAUCAUGACUGAAAAUUAAUAUUGAGUCACAUAAUUUUAACUAUACAUAGUGAGGGAGGGGGGAGGAUUGGUAUGCUUGGACAAAAUUUUGAAUCAACAUUUAUGUUGAAAAAAAUAUUUGAACAGAAUUACGUAAUUCGAAGAUCAGCUUCGAAUUUGAAUUAGAUCUGGGUUUUUACUUUUUAGAUCUCAGUCACCUUAAUACUUACGACACAAAUUGUUUUCCAUUAAUGCAUUUCAUUUCUCUCAAAGCAGCCAUUAAAUCAUUCAAAUUGAAAAUAAUGGUCUGCUCGAAAACGUUUUCUUCCUAUUUCUCUCCUUUUCUUUGAAAUAAAAGGUUGUGCUAUUUUUAUAACUUCAAUUGUUCCUACCUAUACCUAUAAUACUUCCUGUAAAAUAGAAUCAAACUAAACCUAUCCAAUUAAUUGGGUACCUAUACUAUUUCGACUCAGUUCAUUUAUUUAGCAGACAAUUUUUUUUCAAAUUUAUUUAUGUACUUACUACGAAGGAUAUAGAUAUUUAUAUUUUGUUUUCAUUUUGAAAUGUCCUUUUUUUUGUAUGUAUGAUAGAGAUUGUUGCUACGAAGUAUAUUUGCAUUCAGAUAUGUAAUGGAAAUUUUUGUUUAAACGUAGACUACCUAUUUUAUAAUUUACCAAAAUAUUUUUGUAAAUCGAUUAUUAUGCAUGAAACGUAAUAAUUUCGUCGAUAUUUCUAAAAGUCGCCUCAUCGUGAAAUCCAGCACAAUGGCGGAUUUAAAGGAUAGGUAAUUUAUUUCGAUAUGAUAUAGAUAUAUAAGCCUUAAUGAGAUUUUGAUUUGAUACGAUUAGUUAUUUAUAGAUGAACCAAACACGUCGAUGCUUGAUGAGUUAACCCAUCUGGUACCUUUUCGAAUUUUAUUUCUGUGCCUUAAAUUUUUUAAGAGUUGCAUUCCUUAUUGAAAAUUGGUUAAAAAGUAAUACUUUAUGGCGUUUUUUUUUUAAUGAAAAAAUGGGACUUUUGAGUAAUUUAUUGAGAAAAAAUUGAUACUUUUUGGAAUUUUUUAGCCAGAAACAAAAGUAGGUAUUUGAAAAUUUGAAAAAAAUUUUGGUGUUUUAACUUUUGAAAACAUUUUGAAUGUUUUCGAAUUAGAUUUGGAAAUUGUGAAAUCAGUUUUGAACCAAGUUUCAUGAAAGAAAAGUUGAAUAGGUAUAAAACAAUAGAAACCUCUCACACUCACACCAACCUGACCCCGAAAGUUCUGUGUGGGAAACUAAUGGUGUUUUUUUCGAGUUGUUGGUUGGGUAAUUUAUGUGAAAAAAAUUGAACAAAAUCGAAAGGCACGAUUUCGAAAUCUUGGUCGAAUUGACACGGAAUGACCCCUGAAUAAAUAUAUUCGUCCAUGGUACCUAAUGGGUUAAAUUGAUGAUAUUUUAAUUCCGCCAUUGAUACUUAUUCGUAUAUUUGAAAAAGUGCCUUAUCUAAAUGUGUUUUGUUAAGGGCCUAUGAUAAAUGUGUUUACCAAAAUAUGUAUUUGAAUCGUCGAAUUAAGGCAAGAUUUUAAUUUUUAAUGAACUAAAUAUAGAUAAGCACCGUGUUCGCGAACAAAAAAUGUGGGUGUAGGUGCCUAUCAUUAACUGAAUUUGAAAUUAAGGUUGAUUUUUAAAAUUUUCCAUAUCUUUUUUUUAUAGAGAUUAUACUUUAUAGCGUGUAUAAAUUAAUUAAGGAAACAUUUUUAUCAUGACAAAUUUUUGUAAAGUUUUAAUAUUGUCUUCCUAUUUAUAUUUCUAAAUUUGUAAUCACACGAAAAAUAAAAUAGAUUCACACUUUUUUUUCUUAA
Molecule: messenger RNA, 4151 nt
Organism: Planococcus citri (citrus mealybug)
Lineage: Eukaryota; Metazoa; Arthropoda; Insecta; Hemiptera; Pseudococcidae
Exons: 8
Coding region: 359-1783 (474 amino acids)
Cellular component (GO): cytoplasm
Molecular function (GO): glycosyltransferase activity
Source: RefSeq, a predicted model, not a curated record